CUGAUGCAUCUCAUUCCAUCUCCCCUUUUCAUGUAAUCACGUCGUGACUAUUUAUUCGACGGGCCAAAAGCGAGAGAAACAGUGUCGAGUGUCGAGAUAUCAGUGAAUAUGAAGUAUCUCCUCGUUUGCAGCGUGGUCGCUUUGCUGGGACUCUCUGUCCUUGGAGCUCCCUCGGAGUCUAGUUCCUCCAGUUCUGCCAGCCUUUACAGCGACCGAGAGAAACGCAGCCCCCAAGGUGGCUCUCAAAAUUGCGGCCCACCACCGAAUGGAUCACCAUGCGGGCCACCUCCAGGAUCACCUCCAGGCCCACCCCCAGGUAUGUCUCCUGACGAUAUGGCUCAAUCGGGGCACACAAUGUCGCAGUCUGGAUCGUCUGGAUUCGUGAGUGGAGAUAUGAACAGAAGCAGAAGGGCUACUCAAGUAGGUGGAGACGGUGGUAGAGGAAGAGGGCGAGGAGGUGGUGAUAUGGGAGGUGGUAUGGGUGGUGGAUUUGGAGUUGGCAUGGGUACUAACGUUGGUGCUGGAGGUCAACAUGGAGGUGGCAUGGGAUAAAUAAAUCCACGAACGUCGUAGCUUUAAGGUUAUAGACAUAGAAUUCUAGAAAUGGUUAUGAAACUGCUGAUGUAGUGUAGAUUAGCACAUUGAAAUAAAUCAAUUGAUAAAAAAACAACUUGUCUUUGAAGUAUC
This is a messenger RNA of Bombus pyrosoma, 687 nucleotides long. Its product is annotated as glycine-rich cell wall structural protein 2-like. Bases 109 to 552 code for a protein of 147 amino acids. The transcript is spliced from 3 exons. Lineage: Eukaryota; Metazoa; Arthropoda; Insecta; Hymenoptera; Apidae. The record is from RefSeq and is a predicted model, not a curated record.